Molecule: messenger RNA, 4035 nt
Organism: Amoebophrya sp. A120
Lineage: Eukaryota; Dinophyceae; Syndiniales; Amoebophryaceae
Source: the annotation of a GenBank genome assembly
GUAGACGACGCCUUUCUCCCGCCGUUUCGGACCUUCGACUUUUUCGACCUGCACGACUGGGCGCACGGCAUCAUGCCUGUGGCCGACGGAAAGGAUCAGGAGUCCACUUCGGAGGCAAUCAACUUUUGGUAUGGCGCGAAGAUGUACAGUGAAAUGCUGCAAGGGCUACAGAGCAAAACCUCCUCUAGUACAACUCCGUCUGUAAAUAAGCCGGCCGCCUCUUUAGGAAAACGGUUGACCAAGGUGUUCACUACCAUUCUGGCGUUGAACACUCAGAGCUUGAAAACGUUUUUCCAAUUCGAAAACGCUCCGCUGCCUGCGGGCAAGGAUCCGAAAAGCCCGGACUCCGAUCAAUACAAGGGGAAAAGGCAGGACGGGUACGAAAUCCUCCCCCAGGAACUGAAUUUGAACCGCGUGCCCGGGAUCUUUUUCCAAAACCUGGUGAACUACCAGACCUACUUCGGGUUGAAAAAGGAGUUCGUGCACGGCAUCCAGAUGCUUCCGCUCACCCCCGCGCUGCAACUCCUCCGCGGGGCAGGGUUUGUCAAGGACGAGCACGACAACGUGCUGUCGAUUAAGGAUCCGGUGAACUGCAACUACUGGCCGCCUCAACCGUGCACCCAGGAACGCGACGGGGAUGAUUACAACGGGGUUACCAUCUACGCCAAUGCGGAGAAGCGGGGCACCAAGGCGUGGUGGGGCAUUUUGCUGACGGGAAACAAGGCAAUGGUCCCCGCCUACCGGACCGACGCGUGGAACGCCAUUGGCACGUAUGCAUUGCAAAUAUGUCUGGGUCUGGAAGGUUGCAACUUGCAAUGCUAAUUCUGGACCAUGCGAAAAUCUGUGUUGCAUGACUACCAAAAGCUGUCCACUUUCGACCAAGUUGGCAGGAAGUUUCUCAUGCAGGAUAGGCAUGAUAGGGAUCUCACAGAAUCUGUCAUGCUAGGCGCUGCAUUCCAGACGACAUGGAUCAUGGAAAAUCUGCAUGACAAGUCUCGGAAUCUUCCAGACCCAGACAUAUUUGCAUUUGACAGCACGCUGGACCGCACCAAAGAUAUCGACAACGGGCUGACGAAGGUGUGGAUGCAGUACUGGACGCUCUUGAUGCCACAUUCGGGGUAUGCAUGGCAAAGUUUUGUCUGGCUCUGGGCCUGGAAGGAUUUGCGACCUUGCAAUGCUACAUCUAGCUCUGGCUGAUACAUUCACAAAAUUUGUCUCGGUUUUGUCACCCAAUCCCAAAGGAAAAGAGUGGAUCAUAAUAUCCCAUGCAGAAAAGUAGGCGUGGAAGUGCGUUCGCAGAAGCUGUGAUGCUUUCUGCAGAGCUCUUGGACCAUGAUUGAAAAAUAAGAUGAUGUAUGAACACCUUCAGAAACUACAGGCUUUCCUGCCCAGACAUUGUUUGCAGUGGAUAUUUUUGGAAACGCCCCGCCAGCGCCGACUCCCGUGGUCCCUCCAGAGCCAAUUGGACGAACUUCUUGGACGCCGGCUCUCAACUGCCCAGGCAGUGACAGAAGCAAGUUCCUCGAUUGCUUCACCCCUUUCACUGCCUCAGACCCGACGCAUGGCGCGGUGGACUACCAGGCGGGCUGGACCCAAAAAGAUGAACUUAUCCAGCAGCUUGCAGCGGAGCCGGGAGCUGUGUGGCAGCAAAAGCGCUUGGAGAUUUCCUUCGGGGUGGGAAAAGCGGGUAACCGGCCGUCCAUCCGCAUGAACACAGCCCAAGACAAGGCGUUUGGGCCGGGGAGUUUGUUUGUCGUCGAUGUCGAGAAGGUUCCGGUCGGGCCCGGUACCUGGCCGGCGUACUGGACGACGGCGGCGAAUCCAAACCCGCAGUGGCUAUGCAUUGCAAAUAUCGAUCUGGGUCUGGAAAGUUGCCAUGCUAAUGUCCGAAUGAUACGCGGCAAACUGUGUUGCGGAGCUGCGCAUGACAAGUUUCUGAGCGGCUAUGUCUAGCGCUACGCGCAUGACAAAUGGCCUCUGUGCAUGACAAACAAGUGGCGUCGUAGCGCAACGAGCAUCACAGACUUUUCUGCAUUACCGGCCAAGCAUGACAAACUUGUAUUCUACUUCCAGACCCAGACAUUUUUGCAUUUGAUAGUGGCCUCACGGUGGCGAGAUCGACAUGAUGGAACACAUCCAAGGCCCUGACGUCUUUAACAACAUGCUCUCCACCCUGCACACGAUACCAGGCUGCAAGAUGAGCCAGGUUCCGGGCAUCACUAGCGGCGGCGAUUGCGGCAUUGCAGGGAAUGCAGGCUGCGGUGUGGCGCCGGUCUCGGUUCCCAAUGGGAAGCGGCUGAACGACGCGAAAGGCGGCAUUCACGUCAUGGCGUGGACCCCUCGGGGCGACGACGAUAUGGUGUUCUCAAACGUUACAUUCUCAACUGUUACAUGAACUUGUAAUGCAAGAAUGGCAAAAGUGCAAGGGUGAAGAUUGCGCCUUUUGCAUUAGUACAGGUUCGGCACAGAUUUGGAUGCUGUUUAGCCCUUUGGAAAUUUGUCAUGCGAAGCAGCUUGAUGAUAGUGAUACUGAUGAGAGUUUUGCAUGACAAGUUCAUGUUGUAACAGUUGAGAAUGUAACGUUUGAGAACCCCAUAGACGAGGCCAUCAAAAUGUGGUGGAUCAGUCGGGAGAAGGCCGACGAGAUUUUGCAGCAGGGAGGCGAUCACAUCUUCGAUGACCCUAGGUUUUGGGAUCAGUACACGCAGGACGAGUCCACUGCCGGGCCCUACGUCACCUUCCCCAUCGGGCCGAAUUCAACCUGCCCCGCGGAGAAGUAUUUUUCGGCCCAGCAAUUCAUCAUCGACACGACAUUUUGCGGAGAUUGGGCCGGCGCCACUUUCCCCGGUGGGAGUCAAAAGUGUGUUGAAACAGUACAAGACGAAAAAUAUGGAACAGACUGGGGCGUAGGAGACAAACAAGAUCUUAGUCGCAGCUUCGUCUUCCGCUCCAUCAAAAUUUUUACAGCAAGCCCAACGAGAACGACCAACGCGGUGGCCGAGGCACUACUGUCGUCCCCUACAAGAAUGUCGCACGAUGUUGCUGAGCAGACAAAAAGCAGCUUGUACACAGAUAAAGUGCCGCGAGUGCUACGCAAUCUGGGUCUACUUUCAGGGAAGUAGUGAUUAAGAGCAGGAGCGCACGACCUUGCUGCAUGUUUAGUGUACACCCAGGGCGCUAGUACUCCUGUUCCGAAGCCGAAAAGCCCAAGGCCCUCGCUCCAGGAGUAGUGACGGGGCCGAGCCGCGUUGAAUGUUAUGAUUUUGGUGUUUUGAGUGGGUAUUUCCACUGAUAUUAAGGAAUUCGAAUUUCUUUAUUGCGAAGUAUAUGUAUUUCUGAACAAAAAAACGGUGGAUAGCAACAGGCUUGUAUGAUGAAAAAGAAGAAGUGGUGACUCGUGAUAUAUUCGGAUUCGGAAGCCAUAGUACUAUACCAGUUUUUGAACAAGAAAAAAGAUGAUAGAUAGGUAAGGAGAAGGAGCCGAUGCCGAGUAGUACGAACUACAUUGCAUUAAAAAAAAAACUGGAAAAGCAACUAUAUGUUGAUUUCUGCACCGGGACCGGCUGUUGAUGUUGUAUAAUUCCUUUUCCAGUGACUGGGAGCUGGAGCGAUGAUUGCCAAAUGAAAAAUAUGGAAAUAACGGCAAGUUUUUUUCUUGAUCUUGUCAGUAGUAUAGUUAGGUUUUUGAAGAUAAAAAGGAUCAGCGUAGAAUUUUAUCCGGUCUGUUUCGAAGGGGGUGGACAACACGAGCAUGAAAAUAUUUGUAAGAUCAUAUGGAAAAACGAGAACCGCGGCACAGAUGCUAGUUUUAGGGAAGCCGCAACCGCAAAACCAAUAGAAGUGAUUCUUGGUUGACCCGCCACGUUCCGGUUGUCUGAUUUCUGUGAGUACUCCGCAGACAAUCAGAAUGAAUCUCAAACUGCGUACAGAAACUAGAACUUCUACAUACGACAACGACGUCAGAUAUGAUAUAUAAACUGACCGACUGCGAUGUUAGUGACCUAAGGCUAAACAUGGGCAGUCUGUCUCCAUUGC